AUGCAUACGUAUCUAAAUAUUUUGCAAUGUUCAUAUAAAUUUUCAUACUGUCUUGGGUUUAAUAUCCACUUAAAACGUUUUGCAGAAAAAUGUGAUCUUUUUGAUGGGGAGUGGAUUCCUCAUCCAUCUGGGCCAGCUUACACCAACGAUAGUUGCCUUCUAAUCGAAGCUCAUCAGAACUGUAGGACCAAUGGGCGACCAGACACAGGUUACCUUUACUGGAAAUGGAAGCCCAAAGGCUGUGAUUUGCCCCUCUUCGAUACAGAGAGGUUUCUCGACGCCAUGAGGAAUAAGUGGUGGGCAUUUAUCGGAGAUUCCAUCUCUCGCAACCACGUGCAGUCACUAAUCUGUCUCCUUUCAAAGGUACACUCCAUCCUCCCUUUCAAAGGUACACUAAUCUCUUCUCCUGCUCCUGAUAGCUGCUUAACUUGGGUUUCAUCAGACGCAGCAAUUCCUGUAGAACUAAUCCGAUAAGUCAGGGCAUAAUCUCCAAAUCAAUGUCGUUGAAGUUCUGUUGAAGGAAGGAAAUCUAUUAGUUUCUUGCAUGGGUAAUUCGCAUGGGUUCUCUAUAUUGCUGCCCAUUCUUCUGUUGUUUGACUGAUUGGCAGGUACCUCGGGCUUGCUAAAUUCUCAGACAUAGAGAAGUAGAUGGAAACCAACUGGAUAAGCAAAUAAUUAGGGCAGAUGGUGGCACUAAACGGGCAUAUUGUACAGAAAACGGCUGUACUUGCAAUUCAUGUGUGUUCUUGAACUUUUUUGACUGUUUGAAUUCCAGUUUAUUCUAGAAAUUUCACUCAUAGGAGAUGAUUCCUGAUUUGGGAAAUUUCAGGAAUGACCAUCAUUUGGGAUGACUAACUCCGAUCCAGCACCAAAUCAAGGAUUGGUAAUUAUCUGAUUGAGAAAAUACAUAGAUUUUUCUUGGAUGAACAAACUGGGUUGUAAAUCUGAUACAUUACAUAUCAGCGACGACUUUUUUGGUGCUGACGCGUUGAAUAUUUAAACAUUCAUAAACUUUUUUUUUUCUUGAUUUACCCAUGCAAUCACUAGUUUAUUGAAAACUGGGGAGUUAUUGUCCUAAAAACCAUACUGCAUCGCAAAAUAUCACAGAUGCUUGUGAUUUUGUUAUAAAGUCCUACUUAUCUUCUUAAAGAUAUAAUGCAGCAGUUAAAGAUGCUACCUAGGUUGUGUCUAAUGGACUCCCUCUAGUUAUCAUUACCCUUUUCAGAUUAUACGAACAGUGUGUUUACGAUUGAAAAGAUUAUGUUGGACUCUUUUAGCCUCUUUUUUUUCUUUCUUUUUUUUUUUUGUUGAAGAAGAAGAGCAAGAACAAGGUUCCCCUGACCCACCGAGUUGACAAUAUGUUUUUGCAAGGAAUAUAAAUAUAUCUUAGAAUCCUGCAUCUGAUGCUAUCCGUCUAUGGUGGCGCCCGGCAGGUAGACAAAGCGAUCGAGGUUUACCACGACGAGGAAUGGAAGUCAAGGAGAUGGUACUUCUCCUCGUACAACUUCACCCUCUCUGUGAUCUGGUCCCCCUUCCUGGUCAAAGCCGAGAUCUCUGAAGAUCCGAAUGGUGUGUCGAGCAAGGACAUCCAGCUUCAUCUCGACACACUUGACGAGGGAUGGAUUUCGCAACUGAGGCAAUUCGAUUACGUGAUAGCCUCCGGAGGGAAAUGGUUCCCCAAGGCAGCCUUCUAUUGGGAGAACAACACGCUGGUGGGCUGCCAUUACUGCCCUGGAAGGAACCUCUCCGAGCUUGGCUACGACUACGCCUACCGCAAGGUUCUCGACCUGGUUCUCCACCACCUCACCUCCUCCGGCUACAAGGCCACCGUCCUCUUCAGAACUUCCACGCCGGACCACUUCGAGAACGGGGAAUGGUCCGACGGGGGUACCUGCAAGAGAACGGUGCCAUUCAAAGGAGGAGAAGUGAGCAUGAAGGAGGUGGACCGGGUGUUGAGGAAGGUGGAGUUGGCGGCGUUCAAAAAGGCGGCUGGCCGAGCACCCAGAAAUGGCACGCGGCUGAAGCUCAUAGACACGACCUACCUGUCCUUGCUGAGACCGGACGGGCACCCGGGGGCCUACAGAACCUACCAUCCAUUUGCAGAGGAUAAGAACGCCAAGGUUCAGAACGACUGCCUUCACUGGUGCUUGCCGGGGCCCAUAGACUACUGGAACGAUCUCCUGAUGGAGAUGGUUUUGAACGACAGACGCUGA
Spirodela intermedia is the source of this 2213-nucleotide messenger RNA. The record is from the annotation of a GenBank genome assembly. Lineage: Eukaryota; Viridiplantae; Streptophyta; Magnoliopsida; Alismatales; Araceae.